GUAACUCAUUGGACACCACCAUGUCUGUCCUAUACCCAUCGCUAGAAGACCUGAAGGUAGACAAAUUCUAUCAGGCUGAGGAAACUGAGGUCUAAAGAAAGGACGUGAUUUUCCUACACUCACAUAGGAAAUACGCAGCAGAGUUGGAAUGGAGAUCCAGGUCUUACGGUUCUGAGGCUCAGGCUUCUGUGAUUCCCAAGAUGCUGGCCCUCCCAGCCCAGGAAACCUCAUCCUCACAACCCACUCUGUACCCAAAUUUGGCUGAAUUAGAAAGUUACAUGGGUCUCUCUCUCUCAAGUCAAGAAGUCCAAGACAACCUGUCCCUGACUCCAGAAAGCGACAAUCAAGUGGCCACUCCCACUGUACAAGGUCAGAUGGUAGCCCCAGUGACUGGAAAUAACUUGGGCAUCCGAAGAGCUGAGAUCAAGCCAGGCGUACGAGAGAUCCACCUGUGCAAGAAUGAGAAGGGGAAGAUGGGGCUGCGUCUGCAAGCCAUUGACAAGGGCCUGUUUGUCCAAUUGGUUCAGGCCAAUACUCCGGCCUCCCUCGUAGGCCUGCGCUUUGGGGACCAGAUUCUGCAAAUUAAUGGGAAAGACUGUGCGGGGUGGAGCUCGGAAAAGGCCCAUAAAGUGGUGAAGAAAGCCUCAGCUGAGAAGAUCGUCAUGAUCGUGAGGGACAGGCCUUUCCAGCGGACUGUCACCCUGAACAAAGACAGCAACGGCUUUGUGGGCUUUGUGUUGAGGAAGGGGAAAAUCAUUUCUAUUGUCAAAGGCAGUUCUGCAGCUCGAAAUGGGCUCCUCACCAAUCAUUAUAUCUGUGAAGUGAAUGGGCAGAAUGUCAUUGGACUGAAGCCUCUCAAGGUAUUCAGGGUGCCCUACCCACAGCCCUGGGAGGGCAAAGAGAUUAUGGAUAUCCUGGCCACAGCUGGAAAUGUAAUCACCCUCACCAUCAUCCCCACAGUGAUUUAUGAGCACAUGAUUAAAAAGCUUUCUCCGACCCUGCUGCAUACUUCCAUGGAUCAUUCUAUUCCUGAUAUCUGAAGCCAAGGACCUGGGAAGCCUGCAGCUCCAGGCCCUCCUUCCUGUCCUUCCACAGGGGGACCCUCUGACAUUUCCAAGGAUGGGAUGGGAGCACAGUUCACAUUCCUCUAGGGGCCCCCUCAACCCUUUCAGGGGGCCAUUUCUGCCAUUUCAGGGGAGGGGGUGGGAAUGAGCAGCAUUCCAUACUGAUUUCUUUUUCUUCUAGCUGGCUGAGAGGAGAUCUUUAAUCCCACUGCAGGUUGGGAAAACAGGAUCCUGGAAGGACCUAUGCAUGCCAAGGGGUUAGGGAAGAAAAUAGAACCUGGAGCAAACCCACAGUAAAAUCUUCAUGUCUAUAUGCCUGAAAGAAUGAAUUCUGGCAAAUACUAACACUCAUAUAGUCUCCUUAGGCUUCAGGCAUCAAGCAGAGAAGAAAUGAGUAUGGACAUAAACCCAUUUCACAUUUCUUUGCAAAAAACCUGGUGAAGUAGUAUUGCAGGAGGGCUUAGGAUCAAAGCAGAGGGAGUGCUAAAAUGGGUCUCAGAGGCCAUCUGCUCCCAGCCCUCAUUACUUAGCACCAAAUUUAUAAAUACUGUGACACAAUCAGGCAAAUUAGAGCUUAAGGGAGUUAAUGCCACAGGGUACUCAAUUCUGCUGCCCCGCCCUCACCCCCCCUUUACUCCUCACUUCAGGAUUUUGUGGCAGCUGAUUUUAAUAGGACCUAGGGAGAAAUAGCUGGUUGUCAUUAUUAAAAUUGCUCUCAGGUCAGUUUGAAGAGUUGACCCUCAAAAGGGAAUGAAUCGGACAGAGCUCAGUUUUCUCUCUUAGCUCUUUGCCAUCUUUGCAAUAGAACUUAAAAAAAAUUUAAGUAAAGUGAGCCCCAUAAUGAUGAACAAUUGAUCAAUCAAUCAAUCAAUCAACAUUUAUUAAGCACCUGCUAGGUUUAUUGAUUGAUUGAAAAUGAUUUGGAAAUAAAGCGUACCCCAUUAUGAUGAGCAAAGAGAAUAUUAAGUAGAUUCCAACAUGAUUGAUAAAAACAACACUUUAAAAAAAGCAGCCAAAUUUGGAACUUCAAUGAUGAAUCUUGCUUCCAGAGAACAGAUGAUGAGACAGUUGUUCUGAGGGGCUCCUGGUGGGUGAGGGUUUUCCAAUAUCAGCCUAGACCCACUAUCUUGCUCUGCAGCUUUCUCAUACUCCAUCCCCUUAGCUUUCCAUCUCCAGCUCCGGGAACAAUCCCAGAAAGGACGAGUCAGUCUUUCUCUAUGGCUCCAUUCUUCAUCCCUGUGACUUCCCAGACCAAGAGCCCUCCGUAGCCACGUCCCCAAAUGUCUUCUUUCCCCAUUAGAAUAUAAGGGACUGCCAUGCUUUUUAAAUUUGAGUCCUUAUUUCUUAGCACAGUAUCUGGUAAGUGUUGAAUAAAUGAUUAUUCAUGCAUUAA
Molecule: messenger RNA, 2457 nt
Organism: Phascolarctos cinereus (koala)
Lineage: Eukaryota; Metazoa; Chordata; Mammalia; Diprotodontia; Phascolarctidae
Gene: SDCBP2
Product: syndecan binding protein 2
Cellular component (GO): cytoplasm; plasma membrane
Molecular function (GO): protein binding
Source: RefSeq, a predicted model, not a curated record